Harpia harpyja (harpy eagle) is the source of this 3448-nucleotide messenger RNA. RefSeq names its product tubulin folding cofactor E (gene TBCE). The transcript is spliced from 16 exons. Lineage: Eukaryota; Metazoa; Chordata; Aves; Accipitriformes; Accipitridae. Gene Ontology annotation, biological process: protein folding. The coding region runs from base 170 to 1651 and encodes 493 amino acids. Gene Ontology annotation, molecular function: alpha-tubulin binding. Gene Ontology annotation, cellular component: cytoplasm. The record is from RefSeq and is a predicted model, not a curated record.
CGUCAGCCGGCGCAGGUCGGAAGAGCGGCCGGCUGUGCCUGCCGCCCUCGGUGCCGGCGCUCCGUCCCCCAGGCGCGGGUGCGAAGAGGACGAGCCGGCGUGCGGGCCCGGGCCCGGGGCUGCUUCUCCCGCCCGGUCUGUGGGCAGCCCGGCCUUCGUUUUUCCCAGCAUGACUGCCCGCGUGCCUUCUGAUGCGCUGGGUCGAAGGGUCUUGUGCGGCACGGAGUAUGCAACUGUGCACUACGUUGGCAGCGUUCCUCCUACAGCAGGAAUUUGGCUUGGCGUGGAAUGGGAUGAUCCUCAGAGAGGAAAGCAUGAUGGUACCUAUGAAGGAACACAGUACUUUAAGUGCAGGCAUCCUAGAGGAGGAUCAUUUAUCCGGCCAAACAAGGCAAAUUUUGGAGUAGAUUUUCUUACUGCAGUAAAGGAUCGGUACGGAUUGAAUGAUCAAGGUGUUCAACAUGGAACAGAGAAUACAUUAGUAUUUGGAAAGAAGACUGUGGAAUUUGUUGGCAUGGAUUCUGUUGCAGAACAACAAAGCCAACUGAACCGACUGGUAGAUAUCUCAGUGCAUGAGUGUGCAGUAAGCCAUGCUGGUCAGAAAGAGGAAAUCAGCAGAACAUGUCCUAAUAUCAGGCAUAUAAAUCUAUCAAAAAAUCUGAUAUCAUCUUGGGAGACAGUAACAGCUAUUGCUUCUCAAGUUCAAAAUCUGGAAACACUUAAUCUCAGUGAAAACAAAAUGAAAUUUCCAUCUACAUCAACUUCUGUAUCCAGUGUAUUUUCAAAAUUGAGGAUUCUGGCACUUAAUCAAACUCAGAUAACAUGGACAGAGGUUCUUCUUUGUGCUCCAGGAUGGCCAGCACUUGAAGAAUUGUACCUUACUUCUAAUAAUAUUACAGUUUUGGAAAGGCCUGAUAAUGUCCUGCAGACCCUGAAGUUGUUGGAUCUUUCAGACAACCAGUUACUGGAUGGAAAUCAGCUGCAUCUAAUAGCACAUCUCCCCAGAUUAGAACAGCUAAUACUUAGAAACACUGGAAUAUCUUCUAUACACUUUCCUGAUGCUGGAUUUGGAUGCAAGACUAAAAUGUUUCCUUCACUAAAACGCCUUGCAAUAAAUGACAAUAAGAUAUCACAGUGGUCAACUAUCAAUGAGCUUGAUAAACUGUCGAGUUUGCAGUCGCUGCAGUGUCACAAUAACCCUUUCAUGGACACAGAGAAGAACCCAGAGACCCUGAGACAGCUAAUUAUUGCCAAGAUAAGUCAACUGGAGGUUUUGAACAAGUCUGAGAUCCUUCCUGCUGAAAGAAAAGGAGCAGAGCUUGAUUAUCGCAAAAUAUUUGGAAAUGACUGGCUAGCAGCUGGUGGGAAUUGGAACCCGGAGAAAAACAAACCAAGUGAAGAAUUUCUUGCUGCCCAUCCCAGAUACCCAUCGCUUUGUCUUAAAUAUGGUGCACCUGAAGAAGGAGAACUGAAGGGACGACAGCCUUUGACUCUGAAAAAUCAGCUUCUGACUUUGACAAUUAAGUGUCCUGAGAAACCCGAACAGAAGCCAGUAGAGAAAAAGCUACCAGUCCAGCUUGAAGUUGAUGCUUGUCUUAUGACCUCUGCUGCUGGUUUCAUGAUCAGUGUGUCUGAGGCAAUCAAAGGCUAAUUAACUGAUAUGAAAUCUAGUGGAUGUGCUAACCAAGUAACAAGAAUAUGAAGUUGUAAGAGCCAACUACGUAGUCCACAGUUCUAGAUACUGAGGUCUGGUAUCUAAUACAUUAAGUUAGAAAUCUAAUUCUGACCUGUAUCAAAUUUGUCUUUUGAAGUUUUAGUGCCUGUAGGGAGACUAGAAUGAAUAGACUUUGUUCUAAAUCAAACUGAUGUUUUGGAAAGAUGUAUCAGAAUGGAGUCUGAGAGAAAAGACUUACUCAAGUUUUAUUCUAAAAUAAUAAUCACAUUUAUUAUCACAAGUCGCAUAAAAUCAGAUAGAUACAGCUUUUACAAAAAUGUUUGAUAGAAAAAUAUUUGUUUAAGUACAAUGUGUGGUAUUACAGGAAUAACUCACUAUUGCUGUGCCUUUAGAUAAAGCUUCAAAAGAAGUGAAAGUUCAACCAAAAUAUUGAGUAUAUCUAUUGCAAACACAGUUAUCACCUCUAGAACAAACUACAUUUACUCAUUCAAGAUCCAUUACAAAAAAUAUCCCUUCGUGUAACUGACUUCAUAAUAUAAACCACUCUACAACACUGCUGGCAGUUUGUUUGGGACUAACUAACAUAACAUCAUUUCUAAGAAUGGCACUAGUUCCACAGUGACAUUCAUUUAGUUGUGCCAGGAGAGCCAAUUCCUGCUAAUGAAAACUUCAAGGAACAGUUGCCAGAUGCAAGUAGUCAGAACCUGACUGGUAUGUGUCCCAAAGGUCACUUAGUUUAGCAUGUAGUAAAUACAAACUCAAAAAAAGUAAAUUAUGAAGCCGUAACACUUUAAUUUGGUAUAUGGGAUCAAAGCGCUUAAACCAUAGUAGCAUAUCCUGUCCUAUCCACCAGAGAUUAAAAACCAUUUUCAAUUUGAUAUUAGCAGUUAUGGUUUCAGGUACCAAAGACAUUAUUGCAGUGUUAGAACUGAAGCAGCAAUACAGCCUUUCACUGUUGCUAUAAGCAAGUAUAGUUUAAACACUACUACUUUGCUACAGCUCAGUGGUAGCAGCAUUUUUCUAGUAACUUUUCUUUCUUCCCCCUUGACAGAGUCUAUGACUAUUCAGCGGGUCAAAGGAUUGCUGUAUCGCCUACUUAAAAUUCCUGGUUCAGAACUGAAACUGUCCUACGAAAGUUCUAAAGUGAGUUAAAAAUGGGUAAUUCAACAAUAAAAUACUGCAUGCUGCUAGAGGUCAGUAGCAUGUUCUAAAAUACUACCUAAUCAAAUUGAUUUCACUAAAGGAGGGCAGUCUUCAUGCUGUAAUUUAGGGCCUAACUUCAUUCCUGUAAUAUGACAGAUCCUCCCUGACUGCAACUGCCUGAUCUGUAGUUAAGUUUACAUGAACAGAUUUCAGUUUAAGUCUGAUCAGGGUUUUUUCCUUUCUUAUUCUAGCUGGAAGGAAAAGAAGUUGAACUAGACAAUGACUUAAAGCCUUUGCAGUUUUACUCAAUAGAAAAUGGAGACUGUGUGUUAGUACGGUGGUAAGAAGGGAUGCUCUUGACAGACUGAAGGAAAAGCCAGCACCGGAACUGCAGAAGAGUUACAGACUGCCCACAGACAGUAUGGACAGCCUGUGCCUGAGCUCACGUAUGAGAGAAUGUGAAUUUUAUAUGUGGCACCAGAGGGCUAUACAAUAAUACUUUCAGCUCCUAAACUUAAUUGUCAGUCUCCAUGAAAGCAUUUGCUUUUGGCUGAAGUGUCUUACUUGAGAGAUACCACAUAGUGCUUAAACGCUUCAUUUAAAUAAAACUCAAGGUAACCCUUUUGCUAA